Messenger RNA from Oppiella nova, 840 nucleotides. The record is from the annotation of a GenBank genome assembly. NCBI's taxonomy places the organism in Eukaryota, Metazoa, Arthropoda, Arachnida, Sarcoptiformes, Oppiidae.
AUGAGUGACCAGGAUGUUGUUAAAAUCUGCGGUGUUUGUGGUGAUAAAACAAAUGGUUAUUAUAACUUCAAUGCAAUUACUUGUGAUUCUUGUAAAGCCUUUUUCAGGAGGAAUGCCUUUAAAAGAGAUCAAUUCAAAUGUUAUUUCGACAACAAUUGCAAAAUAGACUUUAAGACGCGGAAAGUAUGCCGAAAAUGUCGAUUAAAUAAAUGCUUUUCAAUAGGAAUGAAACAAACAAUCAGCUCUCCUAUUGAUUCAUCUCUUAAUAAAGAUAACACUUCUUCGGCACUCAUGUGUAUUAAUGAUAAUACAAAUACCGUUAAUUCAAAUAGUAAUGAAAUGGUAGUCCCGUGUAUACCACCCCUCAUAACUGACUAUAAGAAUAAUUUUAACGAAUUAGAGGGCAAUAGGAUGACUGAAUUAUUGAGUGCCGCACACGUGAUGAAGAUCUGGCUGACCGACGCCCAGACAUACCUCAUUAAACACCCGGUUAUCGAGGAGGCCUGUCGGGCGUGGGCUCUCAUGUGUGUCCAAGAAGUGGAUAAGUUGGUGAAGAUGACCAAGAGUUUGGUGGCUUUCAAUGGUAUUUGCGAUAACGAUAGGAUAGCACUCAUUAAAUAUGGUUCCGUCGAGGUCUUCAUUAUGAGACUCAUAAUGCUAUUUAAUUUUGACUCCAAUUCUUGGAUUCUGGUUAAUGGGCCAAAACAUUCAGUAGUUUUGAAAAUGGAUUUAUUAAAGGAGUGCAGAAAAUCGCUGUUUGACGCCUACGAUAGCUUUCUGAGACAUAUGGGCCCGGAAUGGGAUUCAGACCCUAUUAUUAUUGAUUUGGUAUACGUCUAG